Messenger RNA from Pipra filicauda (Wire-tailed manakin), 1128 nucleotides. RefSeq names its product spindle and kinetochore associated complex subunit 2 (gene SKA2). The coding region runs from base 89 to 775 and encodes 228 amino acids. Gene Ontology annotation, cellular component: outer kinetochore; spindle microtubule. Gene Ontology annotation, molecular function: microtubule binding. The record is from RefSeq and is a predicted model, not a curated record. Gene Ontology annotation, biological process: mitotic cell cycle; cell division; chromosome segregation. The transcript is spliced from 7 exons. Lineage: Eukaryota; Metazoa; Chordata; Aves; Passeriformes; Pipridae.
UGGCCAAUGGGCGGCGGCGGCUCUCCCGUGCGCCGCGCGGGGGGUGGGGAUCUCCCCGCCGCCGCCUGAGGAAUGUCAACUAUUCAACAUGGAGACGGCGGUCGCCAGGCUCGAGGCCAUGUUCCAGAAGGCAGAAGCUGAUCUGGACUGGAUUCAACACAGACUGGAGUAUGAAAUAAUGAAAAGUUUUCCUGAUGAUACACCACUAGAGGACAAUCCAUUUGCUAUCCUGGAAGGACUCUCAGCGGCCAAAGCUCGUUACAAAGCGCUGUGCACACGGAUGGACAGGAUUGCCAGGGAGCAGAAAGAGGCCAUGAAGGGCAUCCAAGCUUCUGUGGAGAACACAACGAAGAUAGUUCAGGAAUUACAGCAAAAAGCUGGUCUUGAGAGCUUGCCCCUGUCAGCAGAAGAACAGGCUGCAGCACAGCAGUUGGGCAUCCAAACUGGGACAGAAAUGGAAUCAUCAGUGGGAAGGCCAGGUUGUGCAGGAUCUACAGUCCCUGGCUCAGCUGAAGCAUCCCAAUUCCUACCAUUGACUGAGGAAAUGCUUCUGACUGUACCCAGGCACAUCAGAAGAUCUGUCACAUUAGCAGGCUUGAACUCUUUGUACAGGGGGUUAUUUAAACACUUUGUAGUGAAUAAGAACAAGGCAGCACUGAGUAUUUCACAGGUGGAUGAGAUGAGUACGAAACCCUCUCACUCAAGAAUUCAAGUCCUGGAAGAACUUGGUGUUGUGAAAAGCGACAAAAAAGGGGAUAUUGAAUUAGUUGUGUAAGUGAAAGCUCGGCCCGUUCUCGUCUGAGACACAAAAGCACCUUGGUCACAGCUCCUGGAUUAUGAAGGAACAAGUAUUUCCCUGGGAUCUAAGAGCUGCUGAAAGUCCACUGUUGGAGAGUUGUAAUGUUUCUGUGCACAAAUUCUGUUUCUGGUACUUAAAACUGGAGAGUUAAAAACCACUGAGGUUGGCAUUUUGCCUUGGAUAUUUAUAGGCCUGUGGCUGAUGCAUUUUUGAAGAGUGUUACGAGCCACACAACAUUUUCUUGCUCUCGUUCUUCAGUGGGUUUUUAACAAGUAACCCAAGCCUCUUAAGUGUACUUACAUUCCUGAAUAAAUGAUGAAAGCUAAGGA